GGCAGCCGAGAGGGCCGUCGCCGCCCCAGCGUGGGUCCGAGGCCCGCCACGCCCCGCCACACCCUCAGCGACGACCAGCACGCCGCCAUGACAUUGCCGUCGCCGUCACCGCCGUCAUCGUCAACGCCUUCGAGGACAUCGGCUGGCCUCUGCGGCAGUGCUGCCCCCCGUCCUGGUCCAGCCAAGUGACGACCCGCGGCGAUAGGCGAUGUUCGCGGCGGCGGGCGGCGCGUCGCUCGCAAAGCGCCAGGCCCGGAGGAACGUCCGCAACAAGCAGCACGCCCACACGCACGUCAACGUCGAGCUCCACCCGCACCCGCCCGUGCCGCGCGGCGCGCCCAGCCACCUCCAGGUGCAGCACCUGCAGCCGCGCUUCUCCACCGCGUCCGCGCACCACCUGUACCGCGCGCCCAGCCACCGCCGCCUGUCCUCGUACGCCGACCUCAAGGCCGACCUCAAUGGACGCAUUGUGGGAUUCGGCAGCAUUGAGCUCGCCGAGGGAAAGGCGGCAUGGCAAGAGCGCGAGAGGGAGCGAGACAGAGAGCGCGACCGGGAGCGGCGGAGCUCGGCCUGCGAGGCGGGCAUCAACCACCGCGUCAAGUCCACGGAGGCCCGCCGAAGAUGGAUGCGCCGGAACCGGAUCCACGACACGGCGUACGGCGGCUCCAGCUCGGACGAGGACGAGGUGCCGUUCCCCUUCGGCCACGAGAGCGCCGCGGCCAACGCGCUGCUCUACGUGGGGCUGGGCACGGUGGCCGUCGGCAUGGUGAUCGCCUUCGUGGGCACGGGCGAGAAGGGCUUCAAGACGCUCGAGCUGCGCCUCAUCGGACCCACGCUCAUCGCCGGCGGCGUCCUCUGCUGCCUGCUCAGGGUCAUGCUGUGCGUCUGCCCUUCCAGGUGUUUGUUGAAGCGCUUCCGGCAGCGCAGCCGCCACAAGAAGCAGGUGCUUGCGCUGGAGGCGGCCGGCCGCAUCGCCAUGGGGCCCAUGGGGCGCAACAUGCCGCCGCGCCACUCCAGCCACGCCGGCCACGCGCACAAGGGCCAGUCCAGGCCGUCGUCGCGCGCCUCCAGGCCCGGCUCCAGGACGGGCUCCAGGACCUGCUCCAGGACGGGAUCCAGGCUGUCCAGGACCCAGUCCGAGCUCAUUAGGAGUCCGUCCGACCCCAACGACCCGUCGGUGUCCGGAGGGGCCCGCGGCAAGAAGCGCGUGUCCAUCGCCAGUGGCUGCGGCCCCUGCGGCCCCGGCGUCGCGGGCGGCUCGGGGGUGGGCGCUGGCGUCCACCGGCCCGGCUCCGGCGUGCCGGCGUCGCAGUCUUCCCAGGUGCUGGCCGCCACGUCCCUGUUCCUGCAGAACGAGCAGCAGGCCUCGCGGUCGGGCUCGGGCCGCGCCGGCCUGGGCUUCACGGUGCCCUCCAUCAACCUGCCGUCGUUGCCGUCGCUCGUGCGCGGCCGCUCCGAGGACCUCGGCGAGGGCUACGUCGCCAGCAGCGUCCGCCGGCUAAGCCAGUCCUCGAAGCGGCUGGGUUCGACAGGGGAUCUGCCGCUGCUGUCCGCGGUGGACAUCGACGGCGACCUGGACGACCUCGACGGCGCCUACUCCUACAACUCGGGCUUCAGUCCCGACGACGCCCAGCCGGGCCCUAGUUACGCGGCGCCAAGCACGUCGCACGUGCACGUGCACGCCCCCCACUCCAUAAUCGUCACCUCCCCCACGCCGUCCUCCUCGCCGCGCCCGCCCCGGCCCAGCACCGCCCGCCCCGCCCCCGCCCUUUCAAAUUCAUCAUUCAUAUCUUCUGAGUUCACUGUAAGAACUGCCAAGGCAUUAAACAUUUCUCCUUGGAUGUUAAUCAGUGGUAAAGCUCUAAAUCUUGACUCGAACUUACAAACCGAACUAACAAAAAUUAUGAAUAAUACAACAAAUUUUAUUGCUGAAUACAAUGCUAAUACAACUCAAAACUACUUGCUGCAAUAA
This is a messenger RNA of Thrips palmi, 1972 nucleotides long. RefSeq lists its product as uncharacterized. The transcript is spliced from 11 exons. The record is from RefSeq and is a predicted model, not a curated record. Lineage: Eukaryota; Metazoa; Arthropoda; Insecta; Thysanoptera; Thripidae. Bases 209 to 1972 code for a protein of 587 amino acids.